AUGUCAUCGCUGACCUCGCUCGCGACCUGCGAGACACCCAAUACCUCGUUAAUUCCCUUGAUUGCCUCUAUUCCACAGAGCAAAUUCUCGGUCAUGCGCUCAACGCAACCCAAUGCUAGAGGCGAUCACCUUCGAGUAGGAUCAAUUGCGCUCUUCUGUCAAAACCCAACGCGGAAGUCAAUUAUUCGAUGCAAGCGUGAGGAUCAUUGCGAUGGACUGCGGCUCCACUUUGGGGGCUUGUCACAUGCAGUUCUCAUUCUUUCCAGAAGCAAGAAUGAUUCUGUAAAUGACAAGGAGGAAACAUGUCUGGUAGCUUGGGUCACGUCUCAUGGUCAUGCCUCUCUGGCAAGUUAUGUCAAGAACUACGAGCAAAGCUCAAGCAUGCAGAGAUCCAUUCCGAUUGAGCAUUAUGAGGAUGCGAAUUGCGUCCAGAUUCUCCGACUAUUGCGUGGCAAGCUCAACAAGCAAUCAUAUGUCAUGGUUGAUCAUGCUUUCGAGAUUCCGGUAUCAAUGCUUCGCAGCUAUGUCUCAUGUGUUGGAAAAGCUCGCGCCUUCCGACUCCAGGAAUCAAGCUAUAUCACCUUGAUGCAAUCUUUCGGCAUGGCUGCGCAAGACUACCGCCCUCAACCGUAUCGUCACUUUCAAUCGUUCGCAUCCCCACCACUAGCAAUUGGCGAACAAGAGGAUGACAAACCACACAUUCGUUAUGCACUCAGCAUCAACAUCACUGAAACGUACGCAAACAGCCACACAUACUCCGGUUCUCGAUCAGCUACAGUCGUUCCUCCACGCCGAGCCGAGUCAUCUUACUACUCAUACCAAACCUCCGAGUUCGUCUCCUUCCCAGCUCUCCCGCCAUCGCCAAAUCAAUCUCCUUGUCGCGGAGAAUGCAAGUCACCAGGCUCGAGAUUGGGCAUGAUGUUGGAUGAGAAUUCACCUUUGCUACCGGCUCCAGCCACCUACCGUCCAAGAGAGCACGUGAGAUUUGGCGAGAGGGUCGGGACAUGGCUUACACUCUUGUUUGCGGUGCUCACUCUUGGCUUGAUUAUUUUCUUCUGGAUUGUUGUAGAGGAAUUUGGUGUUUGGUCUGGUGAUGGUGAUGUGGUAGUCGGGGCUACGAUGAGGCGUUAG
Mollisia scopiformis is the source of this 1131-nucleotide messenger RNA. RefSeq lists its product as uncharacterized. The transcript has 2 exons. The coding region runs from base 1 to 1131 and encodes 376 amino acids. The record is from RefSeq and is a predicted model, not a curated record. Lineage: Eukaryota; Fungi; Ascomycota; Leotiomycetes; Helotiales; Mollisiaceae.